Molecule: messenger RNA, 978 nt
Organism: Cuculus canorus (common cuckoo)
Lineage: Eukaryota; Metazoa; Chordata; Aves; Cuculiformes; Cuculidae
Gene: TRAPPC4
Product: trafficking protein particle complex subunit 4
Exons: 5
Coding region: 35-694 (219 amino acids)
Biological process (GO): endoplasmic reticulum to Golgi vesicle-mediated transport
Cellular component (GO): TRAPP complex
Source: RefSeq, a predicted model, not a curated record
GACCUGCCGCCACUUCCGGGGCGGGGCGGGCGCCAUGGCGAUCUUCAGCGUCUAUGUGGUGAACAAGGCGGGCGGGCUCAUCUACCAGCUGGACCAUCACGCGCCCCGCGCCGACACCGAGAAGACCUUCAGCUUCCCGCUCGACCUCGUCCUGCGCCCGCACGAUGAGCGAGUGGUGGUGGCCUUCGGGCAGCGCGACGGCAUCCGCGUGGGCCACGCUGUGCUGGCCAUCAAUGGCGCCGAGGUGAACGGGCGCUUGACGGCAGAUGGGAAGGACGUGAUGGAGUACCUGAGCAAUCCCGCCAACUACCCCGUGUCCAUCCGCUUCGGCCGCCACCGCCUCUCCUCCAACGAGAAGCUGAUGCUGGCCUCCAUGUUCCACUCGCUCUUUGCCAUUGGCUCGCAGCUGUCCCCCGAAGUGGGGAGCUCCGGGAUCGAGAUGCUGGAGACAGACACCUUCAAGCUGCACUGCUUCCAGACGCUGACAGGGAUCAAAUUCAUGGUGCUGGCUGACCCGAGGCAGGCGGGGAUAGAUGCCCUGCUCCGCAAGAUCUAUGAGAUCUACUCCGACUUUGCCCUGAAGAACCCUUUCUACUCCCUGGAGAUGCCGAUCAGGUGCGAGCUGUUUGACCAGAACUUGAAACUCGCUCUGGAGGCUGCAGAGAAAGCGGGACCCUUCGGACCGGGAUCAUAGAGGAAACCUCACCGGCUGCACAGACUCAGCCUCUCUGUUCCCCACCGGCCUCUGCCUGAGCGCUCUCCACAGCAGAGCCUCCCUAUCCCCCGAACUCGCUUCCUUCUCUCCCAAGAUACCGCUACCCCCUUUGUUGAGGUUUACUUCACUCCACCUCGCUCUGACCAUCGAUGUGGGCCGGAGCGGCUCAUUCCACGCUGCGGCUGCCCUGCCUCAGGGCACGGACAGACGGAUGGGGUGCAGCUGUGCCGCAGCUGGUUCUUCGAUGUUGGUUCUGUGGCUGU